AUGUCCUUCUAUGAAGAACUUAGGUCGCGGAAGGGAACUGCAAAAUGGGAAAGAGCGAUCACAAUACGCCUUUAUCCUCCCGCACUAGGUGCACUGGACACGCCUAGGAAAAGAGCAAAAAAUGGUGGAGUGGAGAAGAAGAAGAGGAAAAAAGAGGCCGCCACGAAUAUCGACGAGUGUCGUGAUGGUACCCACACUUGUGAUUUACAUCAGAACUGCAUAAAUACACAGGGUGGAUAUGAAUGUCGGUGUAAGCAUGGCUUCGAGCUCAACUCCUCGUCUGGAUCUUGCGUAGAUAUCGACGAGUGCCGUAAUGGUACUCACGCUUGUGACCAGCUCCAGGUCUGCGUCAAUACGCCUGGUGGCUAUGUAUGUCAGUGCAAGCAUGGCUUCCAACUGGAAACCUCAUCUGGAUCUUGUAUAGAUUUCGACGAAUGUGGCGAUGGUACUAACGCCUGUGACCAGCUCCAGGACUGCGUCAAUACACCCGGUGGAUAUGUGUGUCGGUGUAAGCAAGGCUUUGAACUGGAAUCCUCGUCGGGGUAUUGCGUAGAUGUUGAUGAGUGCACUUUGAACCAGCACAACUGCACCCACGGCCAGCAAUGUGAGAACCUGUCGGGUUCAUUCACCUGCACUGAUACCUCUAUCACAAAUACUGAGUUCCCUUCCAUUGGAUUGCAACCUACAUGUCCUAAGGGAUACAUGGUUACAAACAUGCAAUGUAAUGCCAAGGAGUGGAAUUCCUUGCCGGAGUCGGUGUUUCCUGAUAGUUACAAUCCGGGUAUCUUUAAGUCAAGAGUGAAUAGGUUACUUCUAGGUAAGCGCGCUCCAUCGUCGACCGCAUCGUCGCUUUCCAUCAGGAUUUGUGUCAAGCAACAAAACUUUUGUCAAGUUGGACACUGGAACUGCUCCGAGCAACCUGACGUGUACUGCUACAAGUUCUUCAACUUUGUCGCCAACAUCGAUUUACCGUUCGGAAAGGUGGAUUUCUAUGAAAUGCCGAGCCCUUUCCAUUCUUGGCACGUCAUGUUUUCGAAAGCAAAGUAUCAUUUGCGCAUUGUAUCGGUCAACGCGUCACCUGGUGUUCAACCAGCUAACCUUCGAUGCUUCAACACUCGUGAAUCUUUCAACGCCUGCGUGGUGUCGCUCGAGUGCUCCCUGCCAGGGCCUCAAGUGAUAGAACUUGAGUUAAGAAGGUACAUCAUCAAAUUCUCCAAAGUCACCAGCAUCACGGCCGUUCGGCUCUUCGUAAUUAUCUCGCAAUAUGAAUUCUAG
This is a messenger RNA of Spodoptera exigua (beet armyworm), 1275 nucleotides long. The record is from the annotation of a GenBank genome assembly. Lineage: Eukaryota; Metazoa; Arthropoda; Insecta; Lepidoptera; Noctuidae.